CAACUCACUCUUUCGGUGCUUCGUCCCUUCCAUUUUAUGAUUUCAAGAAUCAGAGCUCGACUGGAUCCUGGAGUUUCACAACCUCUCAAAUCCUAUUCCGCGGCCAUUUUGACUUUUGAGUUUGGCGUCCGGUUUUUAUACGCUUCCAAGGUACCUUCUUCUGCAUCUUUCGACAUUUCAAAUGCUCCAUAACGGCAUCAAACUUGCUCUAUUAGCAAAUUUCUUUUUCUUUUUUUUUCGGUGAUGAAAACCCAUUCUAUUCUACUUCGUUCAAUCGGAUGGAGAUUGAGUGCAGUUCCGUGUAAUGUUUUUCUACUUUUUGUCUAUUUUCGAUCUUAGCUUUUAUUUUCUUUUCAUUGUUCAACUCUUAGUUGGAUCUUCCGAUUUAUGUAUGUAUGGUACAACAGUUCGUUUCAUUGAUUAACCUCACGGUGAUUUUCCAAGCGGGUUUCAGUGAAAUCUCCCUCUCUUCCAUCUACUGGGUCUUUGAAAACCAUUGAAGAUUGGGGUUUUGUCGCCCGUUUUUCUCUGGUUUGGCCUUUGACAAUCUAGAUCUUCUCUUGAUUUCUAGUAAGAACCAAGUUUGGACAUCCUUCUCUGGUUUGUCGCCCGCUUGCCUAGGAAAAUAUCUUUUCUGGGCCUCCCUGCUGUUUUGCCAUGAAGAAAAACAACAACUCGAAUCAUCUUUUUCCCAUUUCCACCUGUGUCUGCCUCUCUUUCUUACUUCAUCUGAUCUCUGCGGCCGAUACAUACUUCCCAACGGAUAAAAUCCUCCUCAACUGUGGUGCUGCCCAAGAAUCAACAGAUUCUGAUGGCCGGAAGUGGACUGGUGAUGUUGGAUCCAAGUUCGCGCCUGCAGCUGCCAACACGUUGACGUCUACAGCUGCUACCCAAGACCCCUCCGUCCCUGAUGUUCCUUACAUGACCGCAAGAGUAUUCCGUUCUGAAUUUACCUACAGCUUCCCUGUUGCAUCUGGCCGGAAAUUUGUUCGCCUUUACUUCUACCCAGCUUCCUAUAAUGGCCUCAAUGCCUCUAACGCCCUCUUCUCUGUCACUUCUGGGCCCUACACUCUUCUCAAGAACUUCAGUGUUUCGCAAACUGCCGAGGCUCUAACAUAUGCCUUCAUCAUCAAGGAAUAUUCUCUGAAUGUAGAGAACGAAAUUUUGAAUGUUACAUUCAGGCCAUCAUCCAAUGCUUCUAAUUCCUACGCAUUUAUCAACGGGAUCGAGGUUGUGUCAAUGCCCGACAUCUAUAGCAGUGCAAAUGGUGCCUUGCUUGUUGGCCUAUCGAGUCAGUUCACCAUCGAUAACAGUACCACCCUUGAGAAUGUUUUCCGGAUAAACGUGGGUGGCAACUACAUCUCGCCAACAGGUGACCCUGGUCUCUUUCGGUCAUGGUAUGAUGAUUCACCAUACAUCUUUGGUGCAGCUUUCGGUGUGACUGAUGUAGCAAACAUGACAAUUCAGUACCCCACAGAUCUUCCCAAGUAUACUGCACCAGUGGAUGUUUAUGCGACUGCCAGAACCAUGGGACCAGACGCAAGCAUCAACCAGAAUUACAAUCUCACGUGGAUUUUUUCAGUUGAUCCAGGGUUUUACCACUUGGUUAGGCUCCAUUUCUGUGAGAUUCAAUCCGUCAUUAACAAGGUCAACCAGAGGGUGUUUCAGAUCUUCAUUAAUAAUCAAACUGCUGAGGCUGCUUUUGAUGUGGUUGCUUGGACCCAAGGGAAUGGGAUUCCAACGUAUAAGGACUAUGUUGUGCUUCCCCAGAAGGGGAAUGCCCAGCAGGAUUUAUGGCUAGCGCUGCAUCCCGCUAUAGCAUCAAAGCCCAAUUACUAUGAUGCAAUCUUAAAUGGAGUGGAGAUCUUUAAAGUGAGUGAUUCUAAUGGAAACCUUGCUGGACCCAAUCCGAUUCCCCCACCAAAACAGGCUGUUGUUGACCCAAGCUUGGCUAGGUCUCAUACUUCUGGUAAUUCAAAGAAUCAAGCUGCAGUCAUUGCUGGAGGAGUUAUAGGUGGUGUUGUUGUUUCCUGUCUUCUUUGCUUCUUUGUGUUUGUUGUAUCCCGACGUAGGAGGCAACGGAAGGAUUCAAGUGCCAGUGAUGGCUGGCUCCCCCUUUCUCUAUAUGGAAAUUCACACUCUGCAGGGUCUGCCAAAACGAACACCACAGGAAGCUAUGCUUCCUCACUUCCUUCAAACCUUUGCCGACACUUUUCAUUUGCUGAGAUCAAGGCUGCCACCAACAACUUCGACGAGGCUUUACUUCUUGGGGUUGGCGGUUUUGGCAAGGUCUACAAGGGUGAAAUUGAUGGUGGGUCAAUUAAGGUUGCAAUUAAACGUGGCAACCCCCUGUCUGAGCAGGGAGUCCAUGAAUUCCAGACAGAGAUUGAGAUGCUUUCGAAACUGCGGCACCGUCACUUGGUAUCAUUGAUUGGGUACUGCGAAGAGAACUGCGAAAUGAUCCUUGUCUAUGAUUACAUGGCCCAUGGGACUCUGCGUGAGCACCUUUACAAAACCCAAAAGCCACCCCUGCCCUGGAGGCAGAGGCUUGAGAUCUGCAUUGGAGCUGCCCGUGGCUUGCAUUACCUUCAUACUGGUGCCAAACACACCAUCAUCCACCGAGACGUGAAGACAACAAACAUCCUCCUAGAUGAGAAGUGGGUGGCGAAGGUAUCAGAUUUUGGGCUGUCAAAGACAGGGCCUACAUUGGAUCAUACACAUGUCAGCACUGUUGUAAAGGGUAGCUUUGGGUAUUUGGAUCCGGAGUACUUCAGACGGCAGCAAUUGACGGAGAAAUCAGAUGUGUACUCAUUUGGGGUUGUAUUGUUUGAGAUACUCUGUGCUCGGCCAGCAUUGAAUCCAACGCUGGCAAAGGAACAAGUGAGCUUGGCAGAAUGGGCAUUGCAUUGCCAGAAAAAAGGGAUCCUUGAUCAGAUAAUUGAUCCAUAUCUCAAGGGGAAGAUUGCACCGGAGUGCUUCAAGAAGUUUGCCGAAAUAGCAGAGAAGUGUGUUGCCGAUCAGGGGAUUGAUCGCCCGGCAAUGGGAGAUGUUCUCUGGCAUCUUGAAUUUGCACUACAGCUACAGGAGAGUGCGGAGGAGAAUGGUGGACUCGCAACCUGUGACAUGGACGCAUAUGAGACACCAUUCAAUGGAAAAUGUGGAGGGAAGAAGGAUCCAGAUGCAUCAUCGGGUUUUGAGGGCAAUGUGACAGAUUCCAGGAGCAGCGGGAUGACAAUGAGCAUUGGAGGCCGGAGCCUUGGAAGCGAAGAUUCAGAUGGGUUGACACCCAGUGUCGUGUUCUCACAGAUCAUGAACCCAAAAGGCCGGUGAGACGGUGGGACGGGAUUUGCCACCUGCCAUUUAGAUUCAGUGAAACAAAUUUGCUUUGUUUAUUAUUAAUUAACAGCCAAGGAGCAGCUAAUUAAACUUGGGUUUCUUGUUCCUUCUAUUCUAAGUCUUGUUUAUGAUUAACUGGUUAUUGUUAUUAUUAUAUAUAUUUUUUGGGGAUACGUUAUAUCUGUUGUAAUUUAUUAUGUCAUCACCCAUGGGCCAAGGCUAAGGCGUACGUGUAAGAAUAAUGUUAUUUUUUUGUACUGGUAUUGCACUUUGUAAGGUAUUCCUUCCUUGCUUUACGUGUAGAUCACGGAUUCUCGGUCAGGGCCUCAGGGGGGUGAUGGCGGUGGUUCCCCCACUGCCACUUACCACUCUCAAGCUCAGGCUGGGGGAAUCAUUGACACUCA
Molecule: messenger RNA, 3740 nt
Organism: Nelumbo nucifera (sacred lotus)
Lineage: Eukaryota; Viridiplantae; Streptophyta; Magnoliopsida; Proteales; Nelumbonaceae
Product: receptor-like protein kinase FERONIA
Biological process (GO): protein phosphorylation
Molecular function (GO): transmembrane receptor protein tyrosine kinase activity; ATP binding
Source: RefSeq, a predicted model, not a curated record